AUGACCCGCACGCUCAAUCUCAGUAACGUGGUCCAUGAUACCUCUUCGAAUGUUGCCAAGUCAAGGGCAGCGAGCCUCUCCCUCGACAAACGAGACGACCUUGAUUGUCUCAAUCCUGAUGCCAGGGUCGGCGCCGCCAAUGUGGAGGACUGCAACAAUGUUUGCAGCAACUUCUUGGAUUACCCCACCGUCUCCGUGCACAUCCUCGCCCUCGAUGUUGCUAUUUGGGAGCUCGGGGCCUGCCAAUUCGGAGUGGCAAAUCGCGACCCGUGCAGCCCUACGACUCUCACAUUCGGGGUUCUGAUAUCAUACUGCCAGGGAAUGCUUGGGGAAUGCGUCAUUAAUGGCCUUGACGGGUACUACCAUGUUUCCAGCCGGAAUUUGGCUAUGACACUUACCGGUGACGGGGCAACACCGCGCUACAGCGCGGGGCCUUGCGCGGACUCGAAGGAAAGUGUCAUGGCAUAG
Molecule: messenger RNA, 468 nt
Organism: Phialemonium atrogriseum
Lineage: Eukaryota; Fungi; Ascomycota; Sordariomycetes; Cephalothecales; Cephalothecaceae
Exons: 1
Coding region: 1-468 (155 amino acids)
Source: RefSeq, a predicted model, not a curated record